This is a messenger RNA of Guyanagaster necrorhizus, 648 nucleotides long. RefSeq lists its product as uncharacterized. The record is from RefSeq and is a predicted model, not a curated record. The transcript has 3 exons. The coding region runs from base 264 to 428 and encodes 54 amino acids. NCBI's taxonomy places the organism in Eukaryota, Fungi, Basidiomycota, Agaricomycetes, Agaricales, Physalacriaceae.
CUGCAUUGGCCAGGCGGCACGUUUUCGUGUCCAGACUUAGGGUCCCCCCACCUGACGUUUCCUUCGUACAUCUCGUGCCCUGGUCAUAGACUGUCUCACAGCUUCGGGGCCAUUCCAUUGAGUUCGUCUAGGCAGAUGACAUCACCCAUGGCCCAAAUAUAUAUACCAUUCCUUCCUACCGUUCCCACCCACUAAUACCCCUCACAGCAAUGUUUCCCUCAAGAAUUUCUCGAGCAGCAACUACUGGCUUUGGUGGAGCCAACAUGCCGAGGUUCAUGAUGAACCAGCCCAAGAACAACAGUGUGGUCAUGGGCGUCGCAGGCUUGAUGGGCCUCACAGGCUUGCUCUACUGGUGGGGCUACCAUGACAUGGAGCUUCGGCACCCCGUAACGGCAGAAGCCGUCGAACCACCCACUUCGAAGACUUAAGUACUUCGAUUUACAACCUAACCCCCACUCCCAAAGUACUUAAUUAUUCGCGGUGGACCCUGUACGAGACGAAAGACGAAAAAGGAACUGUAUAACAGAAAUACAGAGCAGGAUGUACAAUAGUCAUACUAAAAAGCAUUCCCAUCCCCAUUCAUCAUACUUCUAUCAUCUUCGCAUCGUUUAGCUCUUUGGCUUUCGAUUGAUCGAUGAGGUAGCAGAG